UAUCAAACAAAAAAUUUUAAUUUUUUUAAAACUUCAAAUUACAAUGAACAGUCCUGAUAAUUAGGCAAAUAAAAUACCUGAAUAAGAAAAUUACUAAGAAGAUUUAGAGCACCAUGGAUAAGAUGUUGAUGAAAAUAAUUAAUUUUAUCACUAAGAACAUAAUAUAUCUUUAGAAAAAUACUCAGAUUUAUGUGAUGAAGAAUAUAAAAAGUCAUUUAAGAAUAACUCAGAAUCAGAAGAAGAUUACGAAGCAGAUUUUCAACAUACCACGGUCUAUCAUCAUGGGGAAAAUAAUGGAAGGCACAUGAAUGAAUAUGAGUUUCUUGAAAAAUUGGGAUAAGGGUCAUUUGGUAAGGUCAAGAAAGUGGAAAGAAGAUACUUAGAUGAAGAUGGCGUUACAGUACUGAAAUCAUUUUAUGCAGCCAAGAUCUUUAAAAAAAGUUAGCUUGAAUACGAAAGAGUAUUUGCAUAUAAUAGUGAUGGUGAAAGUUUUAUGACAAAUAGACUUCAUUUAAUAUAAGAAGAGAUAAACAUAUACAAGAAUUUGAAUCAUCCAAAUAUAUGCAAACUCUUUCAGCUUUAUAUGUAAGAUCAUAGACGAUGAAACAGAUGAGAAGCUUUAUUUAAUUUUGGAAUAUUGUGAUAUGGGUUAGCUAAUGGUUUGGAACGAAGACAAUUAAUAUUAUGAUCCUAAUGAUAAAUUGGAUUAGUUUAUAUGCUAAUAAUAUGGCAUCAAUGAAUAAGAUCAAUAUAAAAGAAGAGAGUAAUAAGCAAAAAUUAUAUUUUAGCAAAUAGCUAAGGGAGUUUAGUACCUUCAUAAAAGAAAUAUUAUUAAUAGAGAUAUAAAAAUAGAUAAUAUUUUAUGCAAGAGUGAUGAAGAAAACGGGGAGCAUUUUAAAUUAGCUGACUAUACAACUGCAAAAAAGCUUACUCAUUAGCAGUAAAAGCUUAAAGAUUGCGCAGGUACUAGUGGCUUUAGAUGUCCUGAACAAUAGUUUAAUCUCGAAUAAGGAUAUGAUGGUAAAGCAUGUGAUAUCUGGUCUUUAGGGAUUUCAAUAAUAACUUAUGUCAACCAUAAAAUACCAUUUUGGGCUGAAUCAAAUCUAUAAACAGACAUAGCUGCUAAAAAUAAUCCGAUAUAAUAUGAAAAACAUAAUUCCGAUCUAUUAAAAGACUUAAUCGAAUCAAUGUGCAAAAAAUCAGAGGUAGAUAGAAUUAAUAUAGAUUAAGUAUUAGCUCAUCCUUUUUUUACUGGUGAAUGAUAAAAAAAGUGUCUAUAAAAGAAAUAUAUAAAAAUAUUGUUUUUUUUUUCUGAUGAUUAACAAAAAGAUGAUAAGAAAAAAAAAGAUUUAAUAUUAAAAGGGGUGUAAGAUUUACAUUUAAAAAUACAGUUAAAUUUAUUUAUUUACUGUCUUAUAUAUAUAUAUAUCAAUCUAUUUUUAUUAUAUUUAAAAGCAAUCUUAUAUAAACUACUAUUAAUAUAUUUAUCUAUCUAUCUUUCUUACUACCUACAUAUUUAGCUAUAUAUCAACUGAUAUUUCAAUUACACUAUUCAAUAUAUCCUCAAACUCUGUUGAAUUUCUUUUUGUCCAUUCUAAAGUCUUCAAUUUCAUUUAUUGCCAUUCUUCCUAAAGAAUAAUCUGGACCCAAUCCUUCUAAUCUUUUUUUAAUUAAUUAAUUAUUUAUUUAUAUAAUUAUAGAUUUAUGGAUAUUCAUAUAUUAUUUUGUAUUUACCUUCUUAAAGUAUAUUCAGUAGAUUAAAUUAUUCCAUAAAUGCCACCACCAACUAUACCUGUUCCAAAACCAAAAAGUCUUAAUCCCCAUCCAAUAAAAUGCCUAUUAUAAACUAAAUAAAUAUGA
Molecule: messenger RNA, 1860 nt
Organism: Tetrahymena thermophila SB210
Lineage: Eukaryota; Ciliophora; Oligohymenophorea; Hymenostomatida; Tetrahymenidae
Product: transmembrane protein, putative
Exons: 6
Source: RefSeq, a predicted model, not a curated record